AACUGAUGGUUACUAAUAUCUUUAAAGCGCCUGAAGUGCCCAGGAAGGCUGCUCGAGAAGAAAAAGUACCUGUGGUCACUGCCAAAGCACCUGAGCCUCCAGCAGCCAGAGUGCCUGUGAUGCCGGAGGCAGAGGUCCUGGAAGAGGAAGAGGAAGAAGAAGCACCGGAAGAGGCAGUACCAGUGGCAGAGCCUGAAGAGCCAGAAGCUGCUCCAGCUGAAGUGCCUGAGGUGGUUGAGGAGGAGGAGCCAAAAGAAGAGGUUCCAGUGGUUGUUCCUAUGAAGCCUGAGGCGGUGAUCAAGAAGGCUGUGCCAGUGCCUAGGAAGCCUGAGGCAGUGACCAAGAAGCCUGAGGUGGUGCCCAAGAAGCCUGUGCCAGUGCCCAAGAAACCAGAGCCUGUGGCUGUGCCCAAGAAACCAGAACCUGUACCUGUUCUUAAAAAACCUGAGGUUCCUCCAUUGAAAGCACCAGAAGUGACAGCAAGAACUGUCCUAAAGGAGAAAGUGAUUGUUGAGACACCUAAAAAGCCAGAAUUCAGAAAACCAGUGCCUCCUCCAACCGAAGGUAUAUAUGUCUUGAAGGCACUUUCUUAGAAUGUCUUUUCUGUUUCUCUUUCCUUUGUUUAUAACUGUGUCUAUACAAUGUGUCUUGUUUGCUUCCUGUUCAGAACACAUUCUUUUGUUGUUAUGGACACUGUUACUCACUGUUAUUUUCUUUGUGGUAGUUGUCAUUUUCUUUUUAUGUUUCAUUCACACAUUUAUUUGCAUGUAAAUAAAAUGUAUUAAUAUUUUUUGAAGUGCUUGAGGUCCCCAAGAAAGUUGCCUCAGGGGAGGAAGUACCUGUUGCUCUUCCUAAAGUACCUGAACCUCUACCAAGUGAAGGUAUUAUUGUAAAGACAAUUUAACUAUUAUUCCAAAUGUAUGCUUUAAAAAAAAAAAUUCUUCUUUUUUCCCUAUUCUAGUUCUUGUAUUUUGUUCACUUCACAUUUUAGAUUAUACCAAUUUAUGUUUUUGUCUCUUCUAUUACAGUUCCAUAGGAGAGAGCUAAAUAUUACUUUAAAUAUUUUCACAUAGUCCUAUGUUGGGUAUUCUUAAGAGUAUCUUUUAUCAUUCAAUUUUAGGCAAUAAUCAAUUCUCACUAAAUUCACAUUUCUUAAGACCUAGUAUUUCUAUUGCUGUAAUCUUAAAUUAACUAAGAACAUUCAAGCUUUUAUUUUCUCCAGUUAUAAAUACUCAUCCAAAAUUUAUUUCGUUUAU
Molecule: messenger RNA, 1256 nt
Organism: Tympanuchus pallidicinctus (lesser prairie-chicken)
Lineage: Eukaryota; Metazoa; Chordata; Aves; Galliformes; Phasianidae
Gene: REC8
Product: REC8 meiotic recombination protein
Exons: 4
Coding region: 6-593 (195 amino acids)
Source: RefSeq, a predicted model, not a curated record